Messenger RNA from Arabidopsis thaliana (thale cress), 1625 nucleotides. RefSeq names its product sterol 4-alpha-methyl-oxidase 2-1 (gene SMO2-1). The record is from RefSeq and is marked reviewed. Gene Ontology annotation, cellular component: endoplasmic reticulum membrane. The coding region runs from base 356 to 1156 and encodes 266 amino acids. NCBI's taxonomy places the organism in Eukaryota, Viridiplantae, Streptophyta, Magnoliopsida, Brassicales, Brassicaceae. Gene Ontology annotation, biological process: lipid biosynthetic process. Gene Ontology annotation, molecular function: C-4 methylsterol oxidase activity; iron ion binding; 4alpha-monomethylsterol monooxygenase activity. The transcript is spliced from 7 exons.
AAUCCUUUUAACUUUUUUCAUAAUUUCAAAUCUUGUUUCUGGUUUCAAAAAUCAAAGCGAAAUAUACUAAAAUAGGGUCACUAGGGAGGUGGAAGAGGGUGAUGUGCACGUGGGGAUGUGUUAGCAAUAGCAUUCAUUUACUCCACCGAAAAGGCCCUGACUCUGAUAGAGAGAGUGGUCUUAAAAAAAUAAAAAUAAAAAGAGUUGGUGAGAAAAAUAAAAAAAUAUCUCAGUUGCCAGAUAUCUAUUUUCAUUUUGGUGACAGUCUGUUGUUUGUUUCACUCGUGGCUCCUCUCCCACCUCUUUCUUCUUCUUCUUCUACAUCUCUUCCCAUCUGUCUCUCAUAGAUCCAUCCAUGGCUUCCUUCGUGGAAUCUGGUUGGCAGUACCUUGUGACACAUUUUAGCGACUUUCAACUGGCAUGUAUUGGGAGUUUUCUCCUCCAUGAAAGCGUGUUUUUCUUAUCUGGACUCCCUUUCAUUUUUCUUGAAAGGCAAGGCUUUCUCAGCAAGUACAAAAUUCAGACAAAAAAUAACACACCUGCAGCCCAAGGAAAAUGUAUUACUCGCCUGUUGCUUUAUCAUUUCUCCGUAAACUUGCCCCUGAUGUUGGCCUCCUACCCUGUCUUCCGAGCCAUGGGAAUGCGAAGCAGUUUUCCUCUGCCGUCCUGGAAAGAAGUGUCUGCCCAGAUAUUAUUCUACUUUAUCAUUGAGGAUUUUGUCUUCUAUUGGGGUCAUCGGAUCUUGCAUUCAAAAUGGCUGUACAAGAACGUGCAUAGUGUGCAUCAUGAAUAUGCCACACCAUUUGGUUUGACAUCAGAAUAUGCUCACCCCGCUGAGAUUCUAUUUCUGGGUUUUGCUACCAUAGUCGGUCCAGCUCUUACUGGCCCUCACCUAAUUACUCUCUGGUUAUGGAUGGUGUUGAGAGUGCUGGAGACAGUUGAGGCACAUUGUGGUUAUCAUUUCCCAUGGAGCCUCUCAAAUUUUCUUCCUCUGUAUGGAGGUGCUGACUUCCAUGACUACCAUCACCGACUGCUAUACACAAAGUCCGGAAACUACUCUUCAACUUUUGUGUAUAUGGACUGGAUCUUUGGUACUGACAAGGGGUACAGAAGACUGAAGACCCUUAAAGAAAACGGUGACAUGAAACAAACGUGAAAUUGCCACUUUGGAUUGCAGAGUACAUUUGUCUUAGAGAGGUCUUAUUCUGCAACCUCUCCUUUUCUUUAACAUUUUGCUUUCAGGUUGCUGCAACGCUCAUGUGUCUUAGUUUAUUAUGUCUGACUAGAAUUGCUGCUCGUGUGGCCUAUUUGAAAAAACAUAUGGUACUUCAACUCAGUAUGUGUUUAGGUUGGGCAAUUAAAACAUUUUGUAUGGGUCAUCUAUUUGAAGCUUAAUAUAUCCUUGUCUCAUUUUUCUGUAUCAAGUUUAGAUGUUGCGCUACCAAAUUUUUGGGUAGGUUAUAGCCUUAUAGGAUUCAGAUGAAAAUAUAAUACCCCAAAAUUCUCGGCCCAAAUGCUUUGGGAGUGUUGGUUCGAUUUUCCUUCUUAAUAAAAUUCUUACAUUACAUGACAGGUAAGUUAAUUUUGAUUUUCCAUCAGACCAGUGAUCAUGUUUAGAUAAAACA